Maudiozyma barnettii is the source of this 867-nucleotide messenger RNA. It is a transcript of the gene MRPL10, whose product is annotated as mitochondrial 54S ribosomal protein uL15m. NCBI's taxonomy places the organism in Eukaryota, Fungi, Ascomycota, Saccharomycetes, Saccharomycetales, Saccharomycetaceae. The coding region runs from base 1 to 867 and encodes 288 amino acids. Gene Ontology annotation, molecular function: structural constituent of ribosome. The record is from RefSeq and is a predicted model, not a curated record. Gene Ontology annotation, biological process: translation. Gene Ontology annotation, cellular component: mitochondrial large ribosomal subunit. The transcript has a single exon.
AUGCUUCUUUCCAAAAUUGGACUGAAACCGCACUUUCCAAAAUUUACAAAACAUAUUUCUAUCUUAGGGACUUUGCAACCGUCUUCUGGUUCCACAAAGACAUUCAAAAGACUCGGUCGUGGUCCAUCCAGUAAUAAAGGUAAGACAUCUGGGCGUGGUCAGAAAGGUCAGAAAGCUAGAAGCUCCGUGAAACCAUGGUUCGAAGGUGGUCAAACACCAAUAUACAAGCUCUUCCCCAAAUUAGGAUUCAAGAAUGUCCAUGCUAGACCUCUAAUUCCAAUUAAUCUUGAGAGAAUUAUAUGGUUCCACAGGAAGGGAAGAUUGAAUCUAGAUGAAGGCGAGGUAUUGACAAUGAGGAAAAUGAAGGAUGCUGGAGUGAUUACAGGGUCUAUCAAAAAUGGGGUAAAAAUAUUGGCCAAAGGUCAGUUUGAUAUGGAAGUACCAUUAAAAAUUGAAGCAAGUGCUGCAUCAGAAAAAGCUAUUAGAGCUAUUGAAAAGGCUGGCGGUUCAUUUGUGGCAAAAUAUUUCACUGAUUUAAGUCUGAAGGCUCACCUUAAUCCCGGAUAUUUCUUGGAAAAGAGAGGUAGAUUACCAUUACCACCAAGACCUAUAAAAAGAAGAGAUAUCAGAUUUUAUAGUGAUCCAGAAAAGAGAGGAUAUCUAGUUGUUGAGAAUGAUCCUUUCUAUCAAAAACUACAAGAAGCCAAGAGUAGCGGUAUUAAAAAUAUCUCCAAGAAUCGUGUUAAGAAAAGUGAACUUGAGAAACAAUUGGACAAGUUGGAUCCAUCCACAACAAAUGUUGUUUAUGAAACCAAAUCAGAUAUUCUUACGUUUGAUCAGUUCGAACAACAAACAGGCUCCCAAUAG